Lymnaea stagnalis (great pond snail) is the source of this 605-nucleotide messenger RNA. Lineage: Eukaryota; Metazoa; Mollusca; Gastropoda; Lymnaeidae. The record is from the annotation of a GenBank genome assembly.
GAAUCCUUUCCCAACGUGACGAUAUUCUUCAGCGACAUCGUCGGCUUCACCAGUAUAUGUGGGAGAUGUUCGCCACAGGAGGUUUGGCCUUAAAUAUCACACACACACACUACCACACACCCAACCACACAGACACAAUAUAUAAGGAAUGAGUUUUAUCUAAAAAAUCGGGUAUAUGCAAGAAAGCAGGCUCCAUUAGAAAUUUUGGCUUGAUAAUGUGAGGCUUUUUCAACAUUAAAACGAGCAAAAAGCAAAGGUCUCUGUCAGUUGUCAACUUUAAAUUCGAGAAAUAACAAUACGUACCUAAACAAGUUGGUGAUUGAUUUAACACAGAACUGUACGUUGGAAUCAAUCAAAGUUUCAUUUUUUUUUUAAAUUGCAUUUUUAUCAUUUUAAAGUCAUUAACGGAAUUAUUGAUUUUUUUUAAAGAUUAUUUUUGUUUAAUACAUUUAAAACAUCAGAAGCAUUUUAUGACUAAAUGAGACGCUAUUAUUUCCCUUUAGGUGCUAAAUUUUUUGAACGACCUGUAUACCCGCUUCGAUGUGGUGCUCAACAGUUACAACGUCUACAAGGUAAUCAUUGUGACGAUGGACGUCCUUGUUUUU